Messenger RNA from Carassius gibelio (silver crucian carp), 1708 nucleotides. Its product is annotated as spermatogenesis-associated protein 16-like. Gene Ontology annotation, biological process: spermatogenesis. Gene Ontology annotation, cellular component: Golgi apparatus. NCBI's taxonomy places the organism in Eukaryota, Metazoa, Chordata, Actinopteri, Cypriniformes, Cyprinidae. The coding region runs from base 1 to 1686 and encodes 561 amino acids. The transcript is spliced from 10 exons. The record is from RefSeq and is a predicted model, not a curated record. Gene Ontology annotation, molecular function: protein binding.
AUGGUUUUCCCCAAAUACACAGAGCAUCCAACAGUCCAGAGAAAUCAGCCGGAGGAAAAGGGACAAAACAACAGAAAAAGGAAAAAGACAGGCAGCAGUGCCCCAAAGAGGAGCAAGAAGAAUGACACUCGAAGAAAAGAUGGAUCGCUGGACGACUGUGCAGGAGCAAAUAAUGAACGAAGCCCCCUUUCUUCGCCCCCUCGCAUUUCUCUAAGAGACCUGAUGGAGGCUGAGACAAAGUUAGUGUUCAGUGACGAACAGGACAUUACCCACAAGUCCCUGGCCUCCACCGCCACACAAUUAAUGUGUCAAGCGGCUGAAAUAGGAGGGCCUCCGAGUGGACCUAAUCUCAGCUUUCUGCCUCAAAUUGACAAAUGGCUCGAUGUAGCUUUACAGGACGCCAACUCGUACUACCAACAGAAGAAAUAUGCCACUGCAGCCAGCCGUUUCACUGCUGCACUAGAGCUAUGUUCCAAAGGUGCUGUGUUUGAGAAACCGUUUAACGCUGAUUAUGAAGACGUUUGUAAAGUUGUCAGCUUUGUUGAGUCCAGAAUAGUUGCCUGCUAUCUCCAAAUGAAGAGGCCUAACCCGGCAUUGCUGCACUGCUACAGGAGCAUCCAGCUAAACCCCAUCUGUUUUCAGAACCACCUUCGAGAAGCCAUGGUGUAUCGACUGCUAGGAAACCCCUGUGAGGCAGCGAGGGCCGCCAUGAUUGCUGACUACAUUUACUGGCUGUCAGGAGGCAACAACCGGCACAUAAGCAAGCUCAUCAAACUGUAUUGGCAGGGGCUCCUGGAGGCAGCGCUUACAAUGGAGAAGACUUUCUCAUUCGUGUUCACUCCCUGGUCUGGAGAAUCAUCCUCGAACGUCACAGAGAAAAUUGAGGAGGCCUUCCGGAAGCUUCAUCCAGCCUUCACAGACUACAUCUUUACUGACCCGCGUGGAGGUCAUUUGUUGCCCCAGACAACAGACUGGAGUCAGCCUUCAUCCACAAAGAGUUACUUCCUCACCCUUGGCUUCAGAACGAGAAAUGAUGGAGACUUCCUACAUAAACUUCUCCACAGGAGGUGUCCCACAUUCACAGGGCAGAGAUCUCCAUUCACUCCUCCCAGCUAUAGAGACCUAGAAAUGAUGUUUGAGAUGCAAGGAAAGAAGAUCCUGCCAGUUCUGGAUUUCAUUAAGUGCACCAAGCUAAGUGUGGGAUUUUCCCAAGGAUCUGGACUCAUAGAGCGUCUGCAAUAUGCUAGUGUCCUAGGACAACUGAAUAGGUUCAGAGAACAUAUGCAUGUACUGCAGUACACACUGGCUGAGCUGGCGGUCGCACCCUACCUGCAGGACAUCAGUCCUUCUGAUUCAGAGCUGCUGCUGGCUCUAAUGGCAGACACCAUGGACACCCUUGAAGGCAAGCGGCCUGAUCAGGAACGUGUGUGGAAUGCAAUGCAAAAGGUUGAGGCAGUGAAGGAGAUGCUUUAUCAGAUAGAGGAGACAUACCUGAAGAAGAAGGCCCUGAGAGCCACCAGACAGCAAAAGGCUAAAGAGAAGAAAGCCCUGAAAAAACUGUCCCUCAGGAGUCCCACCACACCCCCCCAGGGCCAACUGAAUGGAGUGACCGACCCACAGCCCAGUCAUCCAAUAAGUGAGCACCUACCACCACCCCACAAACACUUAUCUUCUGCCAAGAAGUAGGACACUCCACCGGGCCAUUACU